Salvelinus sp. IW2-2015 is the source of this 1380-nucleotide messenger RNA. Lineage: Eukaryota; Metazoa; Chordata; Actinopteri; Salmoniformes; Salmonidae. The record is from RefSeq and is a predicted model, not a curated record.
GCCGAAAUUCCAUGACCCGGAAGUACAUUUUUUGUGUUGCUGACGAGACGCUGGUGGAGAUGCGGAAGUAGACGGUUGUAACAAUUAGCCACCUUGCUAGCUAAUUAUUUACUUAACUGAAGAUUUACUUGAUAAAGACAACGAUAAAUUGCUCCCGAAUUGAAUGAUAUACCCUUUGAUACGUAUUUGUUGGUGAAACCUACAUAUUUCGUCGCUCAACUAGGUGGGAAUUUGAAAACAAUCGAACGUGUGUAGGAGGAAGGUCCUGAUGGCAGACCACACGGAUGUCAGCCUGCCCCCUGAGGACCGUGUCCGUGCCCUGACCAAGAAGGGCAGCUCUGUGGACGUGAACGAGGACGUUCCUCCCCGGAGGUACUUCAGGUCAGGCGUGGAGAUGAUCCGUAUGGCCAACACCUACACCGAGGAGGGCAACGCCGAGCACGCCUUCGUACUCUACAACAAGUACAUCACGCUCUUCAUUGAGAAGCUUCCUAAACAUAGAGAUUACAAAACAGCCAACAUUCCAGAGAAGAAGGACACCUUGAAGAGACUGAAGGAGGUGGCCUUCCCUCAAGCAGAGGUGCUGAAGAAGGCUCUUCUCAAGUUAUAUGAGCAGGAGCAUGCACAGUAUCUCAUCAAGAAGCGAGAGGAGGCAACCCUGGCGCAGCAGCAGUGGAAGCAGCAGGCUGAAGCAGAGCGGGAGCGUGUGGUGGAACUGCAGCGGCGCCAACGGGAACAACAGCAGGUCAGCGUGUUCGAGGAGAUGAUCAGACGGCAGGAGCUGGAGAAGGAGAGGCAGCGUAUCCUUCAGGAGUUUCAUGCUCCUGGGACCCCUCCCCCCGAUGCACCCCUCCUCCCAGGGAUCCAGGGCCCCCCCCUGGCCGUGUCCCCAACCCCCCCUCAGAGCCCGGGGGACAGCGCCAGCCGGGUCAGACCGCCUGGCGGCAGCACCGGGCCCACGGCGCUCCCCACCUUCGACCGGACGCUCAAACCUAUGAGCACACUAUGGAUGCUGGUGGAUGGGAUCCGGCAGCUGGCAGUGCCCAGAGCUUGCAGCAGCUUCCUCAGGCUAGCUGAUUCCAACACCAGCCGAGCUGUGGAGACCUGUGGCAUCCUCUGUGGUAAACUGCUGAGGAAUGCGUUCACAGUGACCCAUGUGAUCGUGCCGAAGCAGAACGGAGGGCCAGACUACUGCGACACGGAGAACGAAGAGGAGCUGUUCCUGAUCCAGGACCAGUAUGACCUCAUCACCCUGGGCUGGAUACAUACCCACCCCACCCAGACAGCCUUCCUGUCCAGUGUCGAUCUCCACACACACUGUUCCUACCAGCUCAUGAUGCCGGAAGCUAUCGCUAUCGUCUGUUCACCCAGGUUCAACGA